ACAUUUUCCUGAAAUCAACGAAACAAAGAUGAAAGUAGCAUAUUGUUUAAUUGUAGCUUUGGUCUGCUGGACAGCGUCCGCAGCCGGUCCAGAACGGGACAGAGUACAUCAAAAGAUCGCAGAAUGCCAAAAGGAAUUAGGUUCAACCGUAGACGAACUUGAUAACGUUAAACUAGGAGUUACAACCCCUGAAACCGGUAAGCAAGUUCUUUGUGUUCAUCGUAAAUUAGGAAUCAUGGAUCAGAAUGGAGACAUUGUUCCUGCUGAGUACAAGAAACACAUUGAAGCUAUUACCGAUGACAAGGGUCGUCUGACAGAGUUUCAAGGAUGCAGCACACCUCAAGGAGAAAAUGCCGAAGUUAAAGCUAUUAAUUUUGACAAAUGUUUCCAAAAUGUCUUACAAAGCAUGGGUCGUGAUUGAUUUAUCUAAAAAAUAAUUUGUUAUAGAUAUAAGCAUUAUUAUGUAAAAUAUAUACAUUUCGUUU
Diabrotica balteata is the source of this 485-nucleotide messenger RNA. The record is from the annotation of a GenBank genome assembly. NCBI's taxonomy places the organism in Eukaryota, Metazoa, Arthropoda, Insecta, Coleoptera, Chrysomelidae.